Penicillium argentinense is the source of this 2178-nucleotide messenger RNA. Its product is annotated as putative C6 transcription factor (Leu3). The record is from RefSeq and is a predicted model, not a curated record. The transcript is spliced from 6 exons. Gene Ontology annotation, biological process: DNA-templated transcription; regulation of DNA-templated transcription. The coding region runs from base 1 to 2178 and encodes 725 amino acids. Gene Ontology annotation, molecular function: transcription cis-regulatory region binding; zinc ion binding; DNA-binding transcription factor activity, RNA polymerase II-specific. Lineage: Eukaryota; Fungi; Ascomycota; Eurotiomycetes; Eurotiales; Aspergillaceae. Gene Ontology annotation, cellular component: nucleus.
AUGGCGGGUAUCAAUCAUGCGCCCGUCUCUAUGGCGGUCACCGACAACAUGCAGGCUCGCAAACGCAAUGUCACCAUUGCGGGUAUGGACAGCUCCCCGGGGAGUAUUGAGGAUGCAGAGGAUAAUGAUAUGCGCGAUGACAAGAGGCGACAGCCUGUGAAGCGCGCUUGCAAUGAAUGCCGACAGCAAAAGUUACGAUGCGAUGUUGUUCAAGAUCCCUGGGUUGAUUGUUCUCGGUGUCGUCGGUUGAAACUAGACUGCAAGAUCGAGUCGAAUUUCAAGCGCGUCGGGAAACGCAGCCGGAAUGCCGAGAUGGAACGAGAGAUUAUCGAAUUGAGAAAGCAGAUUGCGUCAAGCAACACCCGCUCGACAAGCAACCCUCCACAGCCCGUGGCGGCUGGCCAGUUGACGCCCAAGCAGGAAUCCAGCCAAGUCAGCCCCGCGGGUGUCUACCAAACCCCCUCAGCUAUGUCGACAGACCAAUAUAUGGGUUCGCAGGAAGCUGUCGCAUCCCUUCUGGACUUGAGAUCGGGCUUUGACGGCUCUAAUUAUAUGAGAAAUGGGAACCAACAAUUCAAACGGAUUGAAGACAUCAUAGUUGUGCCGGAAAAGGUGACGGAGCUGUUCAACUUGUUUUUCACGUACUACCAUCCGUUUUUGCCAUUCCUGGAGCGACAACAAUCUCCGGACGACUACUACACCUCUUCACCAUUGCUAUUCUGGACAAUCAUCAGUGUCGGAGCCAGGCGGUACCCGAGUGAUACCGGACUUUUGAAUUCACUUGCAGGGCCCGUCACUCGCCUGGUGUGGAGCACCUUAGCAGAUAUUCCCCAAAGUUAUCAUGUCGUGAAGGCGCUCUGUCUCCUCUGCUCAUGGCCGUUCCCCACAAGCAGCACAUCCACUGACCCAACAUUUAUGCUCUGUGGGCUCAUGGUUCAGUUGUCCAUGCAGCUUGGUCUUCAUCGGCCUUCCCACAGCCAGGAUUUCAGCAAAUUCCGCGUUGAGCUUAUCGAAGAGGAAUUAAAAGAUAAGGUGCGCACGUGGGCUAUCUGUAAUAUCGUUGCGCAGAGAGUAUCCACUGGCUAUGGACAGCCCCCGUCCACGAUUUAUGACUGGACUUUGUCCUCGAAUGAUUCGUCAGACCCGAAUUUCAAACUUCCUGGAGAUAUCAAGCCCAGACUCGAGAUUGAGAAGUUCUGUGACAAGAUUACCAAGGCAUUAUAUGCAAACAGACGCGAUCCAGUGGGUCUCACUAGUGAUCGGGAGAGGAGUACCAUGCUUUCCUUCCUUUCGCGAGACUUCGACGAGCUCGAGGAACAGCUCAAAGCACAGAAUGAUUGCAUAACGAACCUGUUUCUCCGUGCGUCGAAUCUCCAUCUGCAUUUGUCAGCGUUCUUUGAUGAUCCCUCUGCCAAAGACUACCGCGAGCGUCUUCUAUCUCUCUAUGUCGCGACUACAUCAUUCCUCGAGGUUGCAAUGAACUUGGAAACCGAAGUCGGACCCGUGCUCUCCUAUACGCCUUAUUAUGUCUAUCAAAUGAUGGUCGCAGCCGGUUGCACUCUUCUGAAACUGUGCAAGAGUUUCUUUGCUGCUCAUAUCGAUAUGGAGUACACAAAAAACCUGUUCAACCGAACAAUCUGGGCGGUGCGCAGCGUCUCUGUUUCGAACAAUGACUUGCCUGAACGCCUUGCCGAGGUGCUGGCUCAAAUGUGGCGACUGGGUGGUGCCCCUCAAGCAACGAGCGGUGCCGACGUCGAUGAUUCUUUGAGACUCAGAGUUCGCUGUCGAAUGAGUAUGUCUCUGCUCUUUGAUUCUGUCUGGCGAUGGCGGGAAGAUGCUCGAACAAAGGGACGAAACAUUGAAGCCUAUCUCAAAAACCCCACCAACCCCGACUCAGCCGCCGACUCAUCCGCAGCGUCUUCUGUGGGUCCGCCACAUACCUCUUCCUCUACACCUGGCAUCACCGGGGGUGAUCCAAGCCUCGCGCCCGCACCCAUACUUCCGCAAGCCAAUUUGGGGGUCCAGCCGCCUGGUAACGGAGUUGGCGGACUUCCUAGUGGAUUCAUGGAGCCCAAUUAUGAGGUCUUUGACCCGCUCAAUUGGCUACUUGACGGCUUAGUUGAUUUGCCUUACUCAUACUCAACCAUGGGCGGAAUUGAGCCCCAGAGCAUUUCAUAA